GCCACAUCUUGACGGCAGCUUCCGGGAUCUUUCCGAACGGAUUGGAAUCUGCACAACUUUCGUUUUCCGGACUGGUUUUUGGUCAGCAGGCGCCGAGAGAAGCAUGAUUGAUGUGAAGGCCUGGGCGCAGUAUGUGGUGGAGUGGGCAGCCAAAGACCCCUACGGCUUCCUCACAACCGUCAUCCUGGCUCUCACACCCCUCUUCAUCGCCAGUGCCCUGUUGUCAUGGAAGCUUGCCAAGAUGAUCGAGGCCCGGGACCGUGAACAGAAGAAGAAGCAAAAGCGCCAGGAGAACAUUGCAAAAGCCAAGAAGCCAAAGAAAGACUGAGGUGCCCAGCAACUGGUUUGGGGGGAGUGACUGUGAUGUUGUCUCUGCCUCUGCUCCUUAACCCUCCCCUCAAUCUUGAAGGGAAGGGGGUACAGUCAUAAUAAUGGCUCACAGUGGGUGGGGUUUAACAGAACUAGUUCUGUGUAGCCACAAAUGAGAGAAAGGUCAUCAACAGGCUUUCUGGGGUAAAGACUGCAUUUCUCUGUAAAAAUCCAGUAUGCAGAAAUCUGUGGUCUUGGCACAGCAGUACAUCAUUCCAUUUAAGUUCCAGAAAAUUUUUUUUUGUUUUUUUGUUUCAGUGCCCUGCAUUUAA
This is a messenger RNA of Scleropages formosus (Asian bonytongue), 641 nucleotides long. It is a transcript of the gene smim15, whose product is annotated as small integral membrane protein 15. The record is from RefSeq and is a predicted model, not a curated record. Lineage: Eukaryota; Metazoa; Chordata; Actinopteri; Osteoglossiformes; Osteoglossidae. The coding region runs from base 104 to 328 and encodes 74 amino acids. The transcript has 2 exons.